Molecule: messenger RNA, 1026 nt
Organism: Mus pahari (shrew mouse)
Lineage: Eukaryota; Metazoa; Chordata; Mammalia; Rodentia; Muridae
Product: translation initiation factor IF-2-like
Exons: 1
Coding region: 213-908 (231 amino acids)
Source: RefSeq, a predicted model, not a curated record
GGUUCUUCUGACCCUCCCCCGCCCCCUGGUGAGGACAUCAGCCUCGCGGGGUCUCCAUUCCGCCUUUUGACUCCAGGUGGAGUGUCCGUCCAACUUUCCCCAGGCCGGAGACGACUCGAAGCCGGGUCCCUCCAUGGCUGUGACUGCGCCGCGCGGGACGUGAGCGUGCACAGGGCCGGCCUCCCCGCAACCCCGCUUGGCCCGGCCCGCAGAUGUCGCUGCCCCUUCGGCUGCCCUACUGCUCUCCCGCGCGGCGGCUGCUCUUGUUCCCUUACUUCCGCGCUCCUGUCACUCCUCCGCCGUCCCCAGCCUGUUCUCUGGAGCCCGACUCCGAUCCCGAAGGCGGCAGUCCGGAGAGCUACACGGAGGAGGACGCCUGGCUCUGUGCGAGCAGCCACUGGGGGCCCGUGUUGAAGGGCAGCGUGGGCACCGUCCCGCAGAGCUGGGCGUGGCCGGGCCCUCCGAACGCCCCGCAAGCCCCGCAAGCCCGGCACCGACCUCCUCCCACCGCGGUCCCGGUUUCUCCCGCGGCCACCUCCCCCAGCGCGAUGUUUUGGAGCCCGCAGUCCAUCCGCCCCCCGAUGCUGGGCCGCCCCCGGCCCUCAGUGGCGCAGGGCCUUCGGCGAGCCAAGGAACGCCAGCCUGGAACAGCAAGCGCCGGCGGGAAGGAGCCAGAGAUCGGGUUGAGCAGCCAGAAUGAGCGGCGCUUGAGGAGCGUGGAAGGGCCCACGCCAGCUCUCCCAGUUCCCCGAACUUUGUCCAUCAGAGGGGUCACUACUGGUCGGGGCAUGUCACCGGUGAAGAGAAGUGGGAAGCUGAGCAAGCCUGCCAGUGCCUUGCCAGAAAAAUAUCAGGGAAGGUGCAGGAGAAUGACCCUGGAAUUCAAAGGAGUUGAAAAGCCCAGAUGAAUUCUGAUGAAGUUGCAUUAAAGAAUCCUAAAGCAAUAGAGCUUUUUAUACCUCCCUACCCCCUCAGAGAGGAAGACCAGAAUGUGAAGUAAUUGAAGUGGAAUAAAACAUUAUCGGC